Molecule: messenger RNA, 2232 nt
Organism: Ficedula albicollis (Collared flycatcher)
Lineage: Eukaryota; Metazoa; Chordata; Aves; Passeriformes; Muscicapidae
Gene: STX17
Product: syntaxin 17
Exons: 9
Coding region: 178-1158 (326 amino acids)
Biological process (GO): vesicle fusion; exocytosis; intracellular protein transport
Cellular component (GO): SNARE complex; plasma membrane; endomembrane system
Molecular function (GO): SNAP receptor activity; SNARE binding
Source: RefSeq, a predicted model, not a curated record
ACUCAGCUUACUUUUCCAGGGCAUGGUACAGCCAGGGUAGGCCUCUGCAACCUGUUGAUCUUAAGCUGCACCAGGGGAGGUUCAGGUUGGACAUCAAGAAGAGUUUCUUCACAAAAAGGAUCACAGGUCUCAGAAAAACAUCAACUCCCUCCCUCUGCAUUUUCACACCAUAGGCAGAUGUGGGAAGAGUGGUGUCUAAUUUCACUGUUGGUAUAUUGGACAACUGUUGAUUUGAAAGCUGCUUUUAGGAUGUCUGAAGAUGAGGAAAAAGUUAAACUCCGCCGAAUCGAACCUGCAAUUCAGAAAUUCAUUAAAGUGGCAAUUCCAACAGAUUUGGAGAGGUUAAGAAAGCACCAAAUAAAUAUUGAGAAGUAUCAGAGAUGCAGGCUGUGGGACAGAUUGCACGAAGAGCACAUCAACGCAGGACGAACGGUUCAGCAACUCCGUGCCAAUAUGAGAGAGAUGGAGAAACUCUGUUUGCGCGUACGGCAGGAAGAUAUCCCAGUUCUGCAGAGAAUGAUAAAUCCCAUUAAAGAGGAAGCUUCAACUGCCAUUAAAGACUUCCUGCAGCUGCAUUCUGAAUCUGCAGAAGAACUUAAAAAGCAACUUAAAGGACAGGAGGAUGCCUCUUUAACCAGAUCUGCAACUCUAGGACAAGAAACUUUAUAUAACACGGAAGUGAAGGAUGGCUCCCAAAGUUUAAUCCAGAUCUCCUCCUCCUGCCUUCCGGAAAUACCUCAGGAAGAAAAUGCAGCUGAGUCCUGGGAAAGUUUAGAAGGGGACUUGAUUGAGCUCAACCAGUUGGUGACUGAGUUUUCUCUCUUAGUCUGUUCCCAGCAGGAGAAGAUUGACAGGAUUGAAGACCAUGUCAACAGUGCUGCUGCGAAUGUUGAAGAGGGAACCAAAAACUUGGGGAAGGCUGCAAAAUACAAGUUGGCAGCUCUGCCUGUGGCAGGUGCAGUCAUUGGUGGAGUGGUGGGGGGUCCUAUUGGUCUCCUUGCAGGCUUCAAAGUAGCCGGAGUUGCAGCUGCACUUGGUGGUGGGAUUUUGGGCUUCACAGGUGGAAAAUUGAUACAAAGAAAAAAGCAAAAAAUGAUUGAACAGGUCUCUUCCAGCUGUCCAGAGCUUUCUCACCAAAGUGCCAAAAAAUCCAGCUGAAGUAUAGAUUCAUUAUGGCCAGGAACAACAGUGUAGUAGCCGAGCUAAUGACAGACUUGCAGCCUUAUGCUUUAUAUACAAGGCUGAGUUGUGAAUUUUGAUGACAGUUCUGUUCCUUGGGAGGGCUGAAACAGUUGUGUCCGAAUUUCUCUUUGCAGACAUGGUGACAUCAGUCCUUUGAAAAUUAUAUGGGUAACUUUUAAUUAGGUAAUUCUUAGGUAAGCUAUAUUCACAGAUGUAAUAAUGGGUGACAGGUGCUUCAUGCCAAAUUUGCACAAAGUUUCUUGCAGACAAUGCAAAGAGAUACUUGGAAAAUCCUAGUGCUUUCCCAUGAAUGCCAUAAGAAGCUGGAGCUUUUAUUGUAGUGCUCCAAAGAAAAGGAAAUAAAUGCCAUCAUUCUUUCAUGCUCAUAGUAUUCUAAAUUUAAUUUACCUGGAUUCCCAAACUCUUCCUGUGAUUCCCCAGGAUAUGACUGACUAUACCUGUUUAAUAAUGCACAGGGAAGCAUAUGCUGUCGUAAGAAAAGGUGCCAAUGUUGGGUGAGCAAAGUGGAAAAAAGUUAUGUAUAUAUCACAUCUGCCUCCAUCAGCCAUAUCAGAUCAGCACUGGAAGCAGCUUCUCCCUUGGCUUGUCCUGAGAACACCAUACAGGAUGAAGAGCCAAGCUCUGGCAUUCUGAACUUGAAGCCUCACAUUGCUGGAGCAGCACUUACUGCAAUAUGUUGCCGUUGCUUCUCACGGAGCUCAGAGGGCCCUGGUGGGAGAGCUGAACAGCUUCCCUGGAAGGCAGUGCUGCAGCCAGGCCCACUCCCUCCUCAGGGGUGGUGUGAGGCCCCAGGUCAGCCAGAGAAGCAGGGAGGUCCCUUCAUGCUGGCAGUGCCAGCUGGCAGCCCCAGAGGUAGGGACAGGGUUGAAAAUGUCAACCUCAUAGAGCUUACAGCGUAAACCACCCUUGUUUGGGCAGCUGCACUCUUGCAUUACUCUCCAGUGCCAAACCUUCUGCUUCCACCCACACUGCAGUGUAGCUGCUCAGCCUCUUCAAGAUUUUGGGACUUGCUGUGCAGCCUUUAUGGGA